AUGGCGCUUCACCACAUAAGCGACAUGACGCUCGAGGAGCUCGAGUGCUUUGUUCGCCAGGACGGAGAGGCGCUGCACCUCUCGCCCGCGGACGUGAUUGCGCUGCACCUGCACCGGCAGCGCCGUGCGUACCUCGCCGGUAGAGAACGCCCGGCGUGCGUCAACGCCAUCACGAAGGGUGAUGACGGGCCCUCGUGUCAUUCCCUGCGUCUUCUCGUCCUUGGCGACGAGACGGACGACAAACUGGGGCUGGCGGCCUUGCUGCUUCAUGGCGGCUGGGGAAGCCCCCGCCAAGAGCCGUUGGUGUUUGGACUCGGCGCCGCGGCUGAUGACGACAACGACGACGUGGAACCCCGUGACAAUGAGAGUGGAGGCUGCGCUACUCGCACCGCCUUCCCACGGGUGAAGGUGCUCGUGCCAGGUGUGGCAGACGUGACCGCCUCUCUCCGCGGCGAGUUGUGCCUUGCCAGCGACGUUAUUUUGUUGUGCUUCAGUGUUGGCAACCGCGACACGUUGGACGCCCUGCGUCAGCGGUGGUGGAGGGAGGAGGUGGGAAGGGCCUUUACAGUACUCGCGCAGGAUCUUGCCGACACCUGCCACGUCGUACGGUGGCCCGUCACGCCUGUCGUCGUCGUGGGGCUUGCCGCAGAGACGAGGCGGACGCCCACGGCGGGGCACACUCCACUUGUAUCGCACACGGAGGCGGUACAGCUGGCCCAGGCAAUGGGGGCCAGCAAGUAUGUGGAGAUCCUUUCCGGCAACCUUCACCAUGCCCGUUCACUCGUGACGCAGUGCAUACAUGUGACACACGCCUUCCAGCACUCUCUCACGACGGAGGCGGGGGCUGCGGCCGUCUCGUUCCUUGCCGCGGCGAAGCAGCAGAUGCUGCGAUGUCACUUAAAAGUUCCAAGGCCAGAUGGAAAGGUGGAUCUAGAAACGAUGAAACUUCGGCUGCACGUGACGCCAGGCAUCACGUAUGUCAUGACAUUUGAUGGAACAGAUCCACGCUGGCACGCGUCAUCCGUGCAAGUUCCACACGACGGUGUCGUUGAUCUGCGGCCGUACUGCAAACAGCCGGGAACUGUACUCCACAUUUGUGGCAUGGCCCGUUGUGCCCACUCCAGUGACGUCUUGGAAGUUGAGGUGCCUAGUACGUUAAGACCGCCUAGUGGUUACUUUGACGCUGUCUGGCGACGAUUUGUGUUAGUAGCGGCGCCGGGUGACACGGCUGUUGCACACCGCGAGGUUCGCUACACGCUGGACGGCACACAACCCACGAAGACCUCGAUGUUAUACGUGCAUCCUAUCGCAUUGGACACAGCAUCAUCGGUUGACGCCCCAUGGGGGUCGUGGCGAAGUGCUGUACCGCCCCCACCUGUCAUUCGCCUCGCUUCCUUUGCUGCCGGUGACUUUGCCUCCCCCGUCGUCACGUACGAGGUGCCAGCCGUGCUGGACACGCCGCGGAUUGUCUACUCCGCACACGACACCACCGUCUACCUCGCGUCUCCACACCAAACGGCGGAUUACCGCUACACGCUAGACGGAACGACACCGACACCCGCGUCACCGCUCUACACAGGGCCACUAAGCCUUGCAGCCGAUGCGACACGGGAGGUACGUGUUGUGGCGUUUCCAAAGGUGUUGUUUUCGAGCCGGGAAGCGGUGGUGUACGUGCCGCAGGGCUCUGCUACCACCGGUAAUUUCCCUACUGCGACUUCCAAUAGACGUCAAGGUACAUCGAGGCGUGCGUUUCACACCACACGUGCGGCAAUGAUGCGGGGGCAAUGCUCGUCGCAGAAGCUACGCAGUAACAGCGGCAGCGGCCUCAUCAAUAGUUUUAUCGGCGGCAGGGCCGCUGAGAGGAGGGGAAGGCAUGUGUCCGGCGGCAACGAGGAGGGAAGCGAACCUUCACGGAUGCUGGCAAGGUCACCCAUGUCCUCUUCCUCUUACGCGGUCAGUCCCAGACUUCGAACUGCAACUCGCGCUUCUUUACACCGUUUUAACGGCAGCAACGGGAGCAGGGGCAGCAGCAGCAACAACAACAACAAGACGCCGAAUACGGCAUACACCGCGAAGGUGACGUCUCGGCAACGGCGUGACAGUUUUAAAUCAACGUCUUCAUGGGCGGUGCAGGGGCGGGUCCCAAGCGCCGUGGCCCACACGGAAUAUGAUGACGGUGGGGAUGAGAAGUUGCUGCAAUUUACGAUGGCAUCGGCGGCAGAGGGCUGUGCCAUCACACUGGAUCAAAAAAGUGGGUCGCCGAGGCAGGAUGUUAGAAGCAAUCUAAAUCUUGAUGCGAGGGAGACGUUGGGCAAUCCACUAUGCACGGCCGAUAACAACAUGGUGGUUUUUGAGUUCCCUAACCCUAUUAGUCUUUCUUGCAUCACGGUGGUGACACCGGGGGACGGCAUGGGCGCUACCUCGUACGAGGUAGAGGUGAAGCAUGCACAUGGAACGGGUUUUUUGUCCGUCGGCAGCGGCGAACUGCGGGACAUGAAAGGUGUUCAGACGAUGAAUGUCCUCGCCAAUACCCGUCUGUUUCCCAUUGACAAGGUGCGUUGCGUGUUUGGUGGUAUGACUGCGUCAGGCUUUCGCGUGAAGGAUUUGAAGGUGCAUGGGAAGUCAUUCAAGUGA
Molecule: messenger RNA, 2634 nt
Organism: Trypanosoma rangeli
Lineage: Eukaryota; Euglenozoa; Kinetoplastea; Trypanosomatida; Trypanosomatidae
Product: putative ras-related GTP-binding protein
Exons: 1
Coding region: 1-2634 (877 amino acids)
Molecular function (GO): GTP binding; GTPase activity
Source: RefSeq, a predicted model, not a curated record